Molecule: messenger RNA, 426 nt
Organism: Protopolystoma xenopodis
Lineage: Eukaryota; Metazoa; Platyhelminthes; Monogenea; Polystomatidea; Polystomatidae
Source: the annotation of a GenBank genome assembly
AUGCUUUUAUUCAUAGCGGCGCUAAUCAGCUUUGAUCGGUACCGCUGUAAACUCUUCUUUAUUCCCGCAGACAGCUCACCCUCAGUUACCGGCGACAAAAUGCUGCUCUUUCUGGCCUUUGUGCUAUCCUGCUCGAACUUGAUCGUUCUAGAAGGUAUGACUCCAUUUUCCAAACGGAUUGGCCGCGACGUUCUUGGAAUAGAACACAUUGAUAACAAGACACUCUUGAACAUGAUGGCUUUUGAACGCAACCUUGUGGUGUACACUUGUAAGAGAGAAAGAAUUCUUGAUUUGAGCAAAGAAGCCCUCGGCGUAUUGCCCAACAAACCCUGUCUAUCCGUACUGAGAGUUCGUGUGUCCCUAAUGGGCAGAAAAUGUCAGGUCCAGAAGCACCGACAACAAUUCUGCCUACUUCCUCAAGUCUAA